AGAAAAAGGAAAAUUUUAAGCGGUUGUGCCCAUGUAAAUAUAGAGUUCUGAUGAAACUAAUGUCCUUGGCUGCUGCGCCGCAGGUCUGUAAGAGGGAUUUAGAAUCUAGGGUUUUGAUAUGCGAAAAAUGAGAAGCAUAAGCAGAUUGAAGUGGUUGUGCACGAUUAUGGUUGAAAAACCCCAUGGCGUAACGAUUGGUGGUGCGAUUGGCGUGAGGGUCAGAGUCGGAGCGGCUCAAACGCAUUCCUUUACAACUGGAGCAUACUCUGUGAAGUCAAGGGAUGAUGCUGAUGCCAUAAAAAUGAUUGUGGAUCUGCGCUCAUCCAGCAGCGGGAGUGUGGAGUUGAAGAAGAAGCUGGAGCAGUGCGGCGUAGCAGCCUCAGCGGAGCUGGUGGUGGAGAUUCUUUCGCGUUUUCGCAACGAUUGGGAAUCGGCCUUCACCUUCUUCCUCUGGGCAGGAAAGCAGCGACCCCAUUCCGUGCGUGAAUACCACUCGAUGAUCUCCAUUCUGGGGAAGAUGAGGAAAUUCGACACUGCCUGGGCCCUGAUCGAUGAAAUGCGGAGCGGUUCGGGUUCGGGUUCUUCCCUUUCCCUCGUCUCUCCUCAAACUCUGUUACUCAUGAUUCGAAAAUACUCUUGUGCUCAUGAUGUUGGGAGGGCCAUUCACACUUUCUACGCUUAUAAGCGGUUUGCGUUUGAGGCCGGCAUGGAUGACUUCCACGGCCUUCUCUCCGCCCUCUGCCGCUACAAAAAUGUCCCUGAAGCUGAGCACUUGCUUUUCUGCAACUCACAUGUCUUCCCAUUUAACACCAAGAGCUUCAACAUUAUUCUCAACGGCUGGUCUAAUAUCAUCGUUAGUCCCCGCCACGCUGACCGAAUUUGGACUGAGAUGACCAACCGGGGCGUCCCCCACGAUGCCAUUUCCUAUUCAUGUCUCAUUUCUUGCCAUUCCAAAUCCUCCAAUCUCACCAAGGUGCUCAACAUCUUCCGCCGCAUGAACAAAAUGAAUGUUGAGCCUGACACUAAGGUUUACAAUGCCCUCAUUUUUGCUCUUGGAAAAGCCGGUCUCUUCAAGGAAGCUACCAAUCUCAUGGAAACCAUGCAAGAAAAGGGUCUUGCGCCCAACAUUGUCACUUAUAACUCCCUCAUCAAGACUCUCUGCAAGGCCAGGGAAAUUGAUCAAGCUACACACAUCCUCCAUGACAUGUUGCACCAUGGCCUUGUUCCAACAAUUCGGACUUACCAUGCCUUCUUCCGUAUUUUAUCAACCGGGGACCAAGUGUUUGAGCUCUUGGAAAAGAUGAAAAACACCGGUUGCCCUCCAAAUACUGAUACAUACAUAAUGUUGAUUCGGAAAUUCUGUCGAUGGCGCCAGCUUGAUAAUGUCUUCAAGAUUUGGAGUCAGAUGAGCGAGAAUGGAGUCGGUCCUGAUCGUAGCUCAUAUAUUGUGCUCAUACAUGGGCUCUUUCUAAAUGCCAAGUUGGAGGAAGCCCACAAAUAUUAUAUGGAGAUGAAAGAUAGACACUAUUUGCCAGAACCAAGGACAGAAGAGAUGCUUCAGGCAUGGUUGUCUGGUAAGCAGACUUCCAAAUUCCAAACAACAGAUGGAGAAGUUGAUCAAGUGGAUUGUACUCAGCCAGCUACGAAUACUAAACUAGUAAUCUCCAAGAAAUCUCCUCAGGAAAAAGAUUUCCGUCGGCAACCUGAAAGUAGGAAAGUUGUAAGAGAGCGGGGUUUUUCGUUUUGGGAGCAGUAGAUUUCAAUGAAAUGAAAAAUCUCAGCAGUUUGUGGUCUGUGUAUCCACACGGCCACGGCUGGUCAGCAACCUUGAGCAUCAGAUUUCCACGAGCUUAAAAAGAUCAUGACUUUGCAAGUGUGCCCGGAGUUAAAAUUUGAGUUGGAAGGCAGAUUGGAGGUGCUGGGAAGGUAUCUGGAGCCAAGAGUUCGUGGUGAGCAAAAUAUGACUCCAUGUCUGUUUGUGUGGUGUUGAAUGGAAAGGCAGGUUCUUGAGUUUAGAUCUCUUCUUUGACUCUUCAGCAUGUCUCUAUGAUUCUACAAACUCUUUUGGUAAAUGGAAAAUUAUACAAAGUUCUGCAGCAAUGUGGUGCAGAGCAAACUGCAGUAGAAAACAGGAUUCCAGCGAUAACAAACAAGAAAAAGGAGGUAGAUAGCUCUAGGAUUAAAGUUGGAAUUUGGAUAAUUCGGUUCUAGUGAAGGUAUCUCAAGAGAAACAUAUUCUGCAAUUUAUGAAUAUGAUAAAAUAUACAUGCAAAGACUCUUGAGUAAUUAUUUAUACUAGGCUACAAUAUCAGACUAAACAAAAAAAUAAAAAUACUAGGUUACAGUAACCCUCCUAUCCCUACAAUCACUUUAUACCUUAGCCCUACAAAAUACUUAAAGCUGUCAAAUUAAUCAAAAUGGGAGAGAUAACAAUAGACCUAAUAAAGUGGGAAAGUACUAAUAAAACCCUAACUUCAUUUUGGAAAGCCCUUUUGGAUGCUCUGCAUCCAUGUGGAUCAGAGUUAUUUUAUUUUAUUUUUUAAAAUUUUAUAUUGCUGGAAUUGUAAAUUUUGGUAGUCUUUUAUAUGUUAAAUUUGACAUUUUGACCUGAUGAAUUUUUCAUUUUGAUGAUUCCUUAUGAGUUUUGUAUUUCUUGAUGGCCGCUACAAACCAAAUUUAGUUUCAUCAAAACUAUAUUAAAUCUUCUGGAAAUGACUUGAGAUUUUGGAGGAAUAAAGUUUCACGUGUCUAUUGUAUA
Messenger RNA from Rosa rugosa (rugosa rose), 2758 nucleotides. Its product is annotated as pentatricopeptide repeat-containing protein At5g15010, mitochondrial-like. NCBI's taxonomy places the organism in Eukaryota, Viridiplantae, Streptophyta, Magnoliopsida, Rosales, Rosaceae. The coding region runs from base 119 to 1756 and encodes 545 amino acids. The record is from RefSeq and is a predicted model, not a curated record. The transcript is spliced from 2 exons. Gene Ontology annotation, molecular function: protein binding.